Molecule: messenger RNA, 2523 nt
Organism: Serendipita indica DSM 11827
Lineage: Eukaryota; Fungi; Basidiomycota; Agaricomycetes; Sebacinales; Serendipitaceae
Source: the annotation of a GenBank genome assembly
AUGGCGGACGACUACCCAAGUCUCUUCCGGUCGGAGGAAAUGAGCCUCAUUCAGCUCUACGUCCACACUGAAGUUGCGCACGACACAGUUGCAGAGCUAGCCGCUCUUGGAGACGUUCAGUUCAAAGACGCCUGGCCACGACGACAGUUGAACCCAGAUGUCAACAACUUUCAGCGCAGUUUCGUGGGAGAAGUCAGACGUAUUGAUGAAAUGGCCCGUCGAAUCAGAUUCUUCUCUUCUCAGCUCUCCAAAGCAAACGCAAAUAACCCAAACCAUGCUAUCCCUAUUCGCUCGCUGGACGACACUCCUCCCAUUGCCAUUACUGGUCCAAGGGCACAACAAAUGCGUGACGAUUUGGACACGACUCUGACGGAGCAUGAGAAGCGUCUCGUCGAAAUGAAUGAGAGCUACAGCAAUCUUCGUGAGCGUGAGCGCGAGCUGGUGGAAGCACGUGAAGUCCUUCGAUCCACCAAGGGAUUCUUUGAACGGGCGGCAACUCACACGAGCGAAAUCCGGCAGUCUCUCGAUGACGGUACGCAGCCCUUGCUGGCACACGACGACCGCGACGCACAAGCCUCUAGUGCUGAAGGAACUCAAUUUGAUCUCGAGUUUGUGACGGGCACGAUUAGUCGUGAGCGACUCCCCACCUUUGAGCGCAUCUUAUGGCGCGUGCUCCGCGGAAACCUCUAUAUGAACCACACCGACAUCACGCAGCCUUUCGUCGACCCUAUCACCGGAAAUUCAACGUACAAGAACGUAUUCAUCAUUUUCGCUCACGGCUCUACCCUACUCGCAAAGAUUCGCAAAGUUGCAGAGUCGAUGGGCGGAACGUUGUAUCCGGUCGAUGCCAGCGCAGAGAAACGUAUGGAUGCUCUCAGGGAAGUUGGUGCUCGCUUGGAGGACCUCAGUAACGUCCUCGUUCGAAUGGAGAGCAGCCGAGACCAGGAGCUUCGUGUACUUGGUGAGAAUAUAAAAGGGUGGGAGAGCGUCGUCAAUCGCGAGAAACGAGUAUGGGAGUGCCUUAAUCUCUGGAGCUAUGAUGUGUCCCGCAAGACCCUGAUCGCAGAAGGAUGGGCACCCACAAGGGAUAUCAAUCUCAUUCAAUCGGCUCUUUCUCGUGCACAAGAAGUAUCUGGAGCGUCUCCACCAACUUUCCAUCGCACCAACAAAUUCACCGAGGCGUUCCAGACCAUCAUUGAUUCUUAUGGUAUCGCAAGCUACCAAGAAGUUAAUCCAGCGCUCUUUGCCACUGUCACAUUCCCUUUCCUCUUCGCAGUCAUGUUCGGAGACGUCGGGCAUGCAAUUAUCAUGGCCUCCGCUGCUGCUUUGAUGAUCUUCUACGAGAAGAAGCUGGUGAAAGCAGACGUAGGAGAGAUUAUUGGCACCUUUGUCUAUGGUCGCUACAUUAUCCUUCUCAUGGGGCUUUUCAGCAUCUUCACCGGAUUUAUGUACAAUGACAUAUUCUCCAAAGGGAUGCAUCUUUUCCACACGGGAUGGACCUGGCCUCACGGAGAAGAAGACACGAUGCUCGUCGCCGUUCCGAACGGACACACAUACCCAUUCGGCAUCGAUCCCACUUGGCAUGGGGCGGCGAAUAGCCUGGUAUUCAUCAAUAGCUACAAGAUGAAGAUGAGCAUCAUCUUUGGCGUCAUCCAUAUGACGUUUGCAAUCUGCCUCCAAUUGCCCAACUUUCUCCAUUUUGGUAACACCGUCUCUAUCUGGGCAGAGUUUGUGCCACAAAUACUGUUCCUUCAUAGCAUAUUCGGCUAUUUGGUCAUCAUGAUCAUCGCCAAAUGGUUGACCGACUGGUCUGCGCCCUCCGUGACGACUCAACCACCGAAUCUGCUGAAUAUGCUAAUCUACAUGUUCCUUACGCCGGGGACGAUCAACGAAAAGGAGCAAAUGUAUGCAGGACAGGCCUUUGUCCAGCGAGUUUUGCUCUAUAUCGCGUUCAUCUGUGUUCCGUGGAUGCUUUUGACAAAGCCAUAUAUUCAAUGGAGGGAUCACCAGAAGAAGAUCAACAGCGGAUAUCGCACGGUUGGCCACGGCCAGAAUGGUGAGGCAAGAGACGAAGACGACGAGGUACUCCAAGGAGAAGAAGAGGGAGAGGGACAUGCUGAAGGAGAAGGCGGUGGCGAGGAACACUUUGAAUUAGGCGAAGUUGCCAUCCAUCAGAUUAUUCACACAAUCGAGUUUUGUCUCGGCUGCAUCUCCAACACUGCAUCCUAUCUGCGUCUUUGGGCACUUUCGUUGGCGCACGCUCAACUCUCCGAGGUCAUGUGGAAUAUGACACUCGCCAAAGUGCUCGGAAUGACUGGCUGGCAGGGUGUCGUAGCCCUCAUUUUCACGUUUGGAUUGUGGUUCCAGAUGAGUGUGGGCAUCUUGGUUGUGAUGGAAGGGUUGAGUGCAUUCUUGCACGCAUUGCGACUUCACUGGGUCGAGGCAAACGGCAAGCACUACAUGGCCGGCGGAUAUCCGUUUAUGCCUUUGACGUUUAGUGCCGACAACGUCGCUGAGCAAUGA